AUGUAUCCUUGGUUUGCACUUGGCCACCUUACACCUUAUAUACACAUAGCCAACAUGUUAGCCAAAAAGGGUCAUAUGAUCUCCUUCCUGGUCCCUACAAACACACAAUACAAGCUUGAGCCAUUUAACCAUCAUCCAAACCUCAUCUCCUUUGUGCCGAUCACGGUCCCACAUGUCGAAGGUCUCCCUCUCGGCGCCGAGACCACUUCGGAUGUCCCAUCAUCGUUACACCCUCUCAUCAUGACUGCCAUGGAUAAAACCGAGAAAGUUGUUGAACGUCUGCUGCAAGAUCUUAUGGUUGAUGUUGUUUUCUUCGAUUUGGCUCAUUGGAUUCCGAACGUUUGUCGUCGAAUACGGGUCAAGUCGGUGAACUAUUGUGUAAUUAGUCCGGUAACUGUUGCUUAUGUCUUCUCUCCGGCACGACAAACUGAUUGGAGCAAGGGCAUAAGCGAGUUCGAUCUUAUGCAUCCUCCCGCUGGUUUUCCGUUGUCCUCAAUCAAGUUCCACGCCCACGAAGCUCGCGAUUUCACGUCUCGAUCCAACAUGAAAUUUGGAGGCGAUAUAACUCUUAUAGAGCGUGCGUAUAUCGGCUUAAGCCUGUCCGAUGCUUUAGCGUACAAUGCAUCUCGAGAACUAGAAGGACCCUUCAGCGACUACCUACGAACACAAUUUCACAAGCCGGUUUUACUCAGUGGCCCAAUGGUGACCGAUCUACCAUCCACCACACUAACCGAAAAUCUAUCAAGUUGGCUCGAUAGAUACAACCCUGGUUCGGUGAUUUACUGUGCAUUCGGAAGCGAGUGUGCUCUAACCCCAGCUCAAUUUCAAGAACUCUUGCUGGGACUGGAGCUCACACGAAUGCCGUUCUUGGCUGCACUGAAAUCACCUGUGGGUAUGAACUCAAUCGAUGAUGCAAUCCCGGAAGGAUUACUAGAACGACUCGAAGGAAGAGGGUUGGUUUACGGCGGAUGGGUUCAGCAAAACCUAAUCUUGCAACACGGGUCCGUUGGAUGCUUUGUUACGCACUGCGGUUGGGGUUCGUUGAGCGAGGCGUUGGUUAACAAGUGUCGAUUGGUGCUGUUACCGAAUGGCGGAGAUCAGGUCAUAAAUUCGAGGAUAAUGAGUGAAGUUUAUGGGGUUGGGAUUGAAGUGCAGAAAGGAGAAGAAGAUGGGGUGUUCAUAAAAAUGGAUGUAUUUGAAGCAGUGAAGAAGGUGAUGGAUGAAGAUGGUGAAGUUGGGAAAGAAGUGAAAGAUAAACAUGAAAGGAUAAGGGAGUUUUUAGUGAAUAAAGAGGUGAAAUCUGCAUACAUAGAUAGCUUCAGUCAUGAGCUCCAAGAUUUUCUAGAAUCAUAUCAUGAAGAUUGA
Cynara cardunculus var. scolymus (artichoke) is the source of this 1365-nucleotide messenger RNA. RefSeq names its product anthocyanidin 3-O-glucoside 2''-O-glucosyltransferase-like. The transcript has 2 exons. NCBI's taxonomy places the organism in Eukaryota, Viridiplantae, Streptophyta, Magnoliopsida, Asterales, Asteraceae. The record is from RefSeq and is a predicted model, not a curated record. Gene Ontology annotation, molecular function: UDP-glycosyltransferase activity. The coding region runs from base 1 to 1365 and encodes 454 amino acids.